Messenger RNA from Corapipo altera (White-ruffed manakin), 2207 nucleotides. It is a transcript of the gene RNF186, whose product is annotated as ring finger protein 186. Gene Ontology annotation, molecular function: ubiquitin protein ligase activity. The record is from RefSeq and is a predicted model, not a curated record. The transcript has a single exon. The coding region runs from base 514 to 1410 and encodes 298 amino acids. Gene Ontology annotation, biological process: protein ubiquitination. NCBI's taxonomy places the organism in Eukaryota, Metazoa, Chordata, Aves, Passeriformes, Pipridae.
CUCAUUCUUCUCUUGGUGCUGUAGGGUAGUCAGUAUUGCUAAACCAAGAGCAAAUUUCCUAUCCAGAGCACUCAAAAUUGGUGAUACUUAUGCUCUAAUCAAAGCACUGCAUUCAGCAUACCAACGUCAGUAGUAGAUAAUUCCCCUAAAUCUGUAACUGUCCAGCAAAGCACUGUUUAGAGACCAAUGAAAAUGCUUUCAACAAAGAAAGUUCUAAUUUCUAAUUUAAUAAUAACGGUAGUGCCUGGCUGUCACAGCUAUGCCAUGGAGUCUGCUUCCGGACAGGAAUUGCCCAGUGAUGUUAUCAGUCAUUGUAAACUGUCUUGGCUGGGAAGUUAAUGAUUAACUCAGGUCCCCAUCUCAUAAAAACAUCAUAUUGUAAGAGCACGACUCACUUAAGGCUGUCACUAAUCAAUCCUGCAUACAGCAGGAAUACAGCAACACAUAAAAGGAGCCAGAGACUAGCGAAAUCCUUUAGCCAGGGGAAGACAAGCUGCAGGGAGGUGUAUCUCCAUGGAGAAAUCCACGGACAAGCCAAACAAGGAAGUACUGCAGGCUGAGGAGGACGGUCCUGCGCCUGCGGCAGGAGGUGCUGCAGAAAUGAGCAGGGCAGGACCCCUAACACAGAAUACAAAUCAAGGGAAGAGACUGGGAUUCACUGAAGAGUGUAUUAAAGAAAUGGAGAGGCCUUCAGGCACAGAGCUAGACAGUCAUGCUGCCUUCAAACCAGCAAUUUUGGAAAGAGACUCUCCACACUCAAAGCCUCUUGUUGUGCUAACGAACACAGACUGUCCCAAAACUUGCACAUUGGAAAUGAACCACCAGUGUUCAACCACAUCCAUGGACUUGGAUUGCCUGAUCUGCUUCAACAAGUACAACAUCUACAGAGUCCCAAAGCUCCUGGACUGCCAGCACGCCUUCUGUGCUGUCUGCCUCAAGCUUAUUCUCAGGAAAGUGGAGAAUACCUGGAUCAUCACCUGCCCUCUGUGCAGAAAACCCACUUUUGUGUCAGAAGGGCUCAUCCGCACACUCCAGAAUAAAGAAGACAUCUUGGAGCACUUGGAAAACCUCGAGUCAGACCCAGAGGUGCACAUCCCUGCCAUGGGGCUGGACAGCAAGAGCUGGACUCAGAGCAGCCAAGACAUUUUAAACAUAGAGGAGAAUGUUCCAGCAGACACCAGCCUGGCUGUGCAGAGACUUGUACUGCUCCUGCUGCUCGGCGUGAUCCUCGCCAUCCUCAUCCUCCCCUUUAUGUACUUGGGAAGGGUCAAAUGGGUGAUUUGUCUCCUGCUUACUCUGGGGUUGGUCAUGUCCGUGGUGCUUUGCUGCACUCCUAAAUUCCACUGGAGGUGCAAGAGGGACUUGCCCACCUCCUGUGACAAGGAGACCCAUGUCGUUACUGUUGCCUGAAACAAUUAAUUAACGAGUGUGUCCUGGAGGUAACGGACUGGCCCUGCCUGCAGAGCUGCAGGUUGGGCAUGCCAGUGAAUUAUGGACUUAAAGACAAUCAUUCACAGAAUAAAUUCAGCAGCUCGCUAGGCUGGCUCAAUGCCAAGGCACAGUCUUGUUAAAUCUCAUUACUGGAAACAAAACUCAACUAUUUAUAUGUUGAUAUUUAUGUGUUUUUAACAGGAUUUUUAUCCCAGGCUAAAAAUCCUGUUGGUUUGCUUUUGCCACUUUGUUCUUGUUCGUGUCCUCUCCUGAUUAGCCUUGCAGGAUAUUAUCUGGAACACCCGGGAGGUAAUGUCCUGGAACAGCAUAUGGUUGUGUUUUCCUGCUCUCUGAACACAAGUACACCUUUUCUCGGGACAAAGUGGGGAAAUAAGGCUGCUAAAUCAGGGAGUGGGUUUUUAGAAGAGAGUAGCUUUAACCCAGAUUACCACUUUAAUCCCUAUCACUGCCCAAGGGUUGCUGGCAGGGAUGGGAAAGGGACUGGGACAAGGGGAUGUCAGUUGAUACCCAAAAUUGUGAGAGGAAGCGGCAAAACUAACACUCCUAACCUUGAUCUGUGGCUUGCAAAGGGCAAAAAACCUUGCAAUCCUCCCAGUUCCCCACAGAAAUAGUUCCUCUCACCUGAAUUCCUUUAUCUGGAUCCCUGCACCACCUCUCUUCUUGCCCCCUCUUACAUGAAAUACCACGCUGCCCUUGGAGAUGCUCACAGAGAUAAACAGAAAUCCAUCAACUGCUGUGUCAUACCACAUGUGAUG